Colletotrichum phormii is the source of this 1368-nucleotide messenger RNA. RefSeq lists its product as uncharacterized. The record is from RefSeq and is a predicted model, not a curated record. The coding region runs from base 1 to 1368 and encodes 455 amino acids. Lineage: Eukaryota; Fungi; Ascomycota; Sordariomycetes; Glomerellales; Glomerellaceae. The transcript has 3 exons.
AUGCCACCCAAAAAGGGAACAGCAAAGCCACCCACUGCGGCAGAGAUAGCAGCAGCAGAAGCAACAGCAGCGGUAGUUCCCUGUAUCGCCGGAAAGAAGGGCGACACUUGGAACAAGUUUGAGGAUCGCAUCGAAGCGAUCACAAAGCAGACCAUUGCUGCGGGACUCGACAACGCGGUCCCUCCGCUCACCAAGGAGGAGCUUGACGCCAUUCUACCCGAGACUCUCCCAGACUCUGCAUUCACCAGUGACUGGACCAGAGAUGAGGAGGCAGCCUUGCAGCAAGCUAUGCCGAAGAACUUCAAGGUUCUCGUGCGACUCUUCAACGCGUCGCCGUUUGAAAUCAUAUCGCCAAAGUACCGCCUUGAGUGGGAAACGAAUGCAAAAGACGCAGUCGGACCUCACUGGUCGGUCAAAUUCACUUCGAGAAUCGCCACCAUCGCGAUCCAUCCCCUCUGGCAGAGGGACGUCAAGCUCCUCACUUUGGCCCUCCAAUACGCCGUCAUUCUGCGCACUCAGGACACUCUCCCCUGGCUGUUCAGUAGACCUGACGACACCCUAUUCUUCAAAACCUUUGAAAAAGUCAUUGGAGAGAUGAGAGACACGCCAAUUGCGGAGGUCCACGAAGAAGUCAGAAGUCGGCUCAAAAGGGAUCGUCAAGUGAUCCCAAUCUUUUCCGAGUUCCUCCUCAGUCUCGAGACUAUACAAGAGUCUAGCCCGAACACGACCAUCCAAGAUCGGUCAAAGAGGGUGUAUCCCGUGGGAGUUGUCGACGCCAAGGCCGUCAUCGAUGCCCUUGAUGCGACAGACGAUUUGGGGUUACGCGGCCUUCCUUCCAUUGAAGUCUACACUUCAGCCGAAUUCCGACCCGAAGUCGAAGCGCAGCCCGCACUUGAAGUCACAGAAAACGAGCAGAUCAAUCAAGAUCAAGAGAACGCAGGACUCGAGGCAAAGGUUCAACAGCUCGAAGAAGAAAACCGACAACUUCGGCGACAACAGAAGAAGAAUGAGCACAAACUUCGGAAAUAUAAACGGCAGAAAAAACGCCAGCUGAAGGAGAAUGGACGCUUGAAAGACAAACUACAGCUUCAGAAACAACACAGUCAGCCUCAGAUCAUCAAGCAAGAGGCUGCGCUUCCGGAAGCUGAGUCUACCACGGCAGUGGAUGAGAGUGUCAAGAACCUCUUCAAGGAUGCCAUCAAGGAUGUGGACGAGGCCAACGAGAGAAGACAUCAAGAGAUCAUGAAGUCAAUCUCUGAACUACGGCAAACUCAUGCCGAGCCGUCACGGAAGAGAGCGCGUUCCAAUUCUCAGGGCGCCUUCCACACAUCCGAUCACGACGCUCCACGUCAUGAUCUCCACCAGUGA